Lepisosteus oculatus (spotted gar) is the source of this 4304-nucleotide messenger RNA. The record is from RefSeq and is a predicted model, not a curated record. Lineage: Eukaryota; Metazoa; Chordata; Actinopteri; Semionotiformes; Lepisosteidae.
AUCUGUUGCGUGACUGUAUACAACCGUGUCCAUAAAGCAACGCCUUUGAAUUAUACAGUGUCAAACCGUCUGUCUGACCCCAGAGGUCACGAGAGGGUGCCCCGUGCGCGCUGGGGUCUCGAGAGGCGCGAGCCGCCGAUCUCCCCGUGGGCACGCGCGCGGCGCCGGGCACAGAACAAACAGAGACUCGCGCAAAAAAAACCAACCAAGAACAAGAAUAAAAAAAAACACCGAAUUCAAGACACUUCUCGGGCGGAGCUGUGAGCGAAGUAUAGCCUACGUGGGCAGCAAAACGACAGGGACCUGCCCGUGGCGCUGAGACCUAGAGAUAGAAGGAGGGCGUCUGCGCCCGCAGCGGGGACAUGGGGCCGACCUGCUCUCGGAAAGCCUGUAUCCCGGGAUAAAGUAAAUUCCGCCGCUGGAAAACUAACGAUGAAAGGACGGAAAGGGGGCGGGGAGAGGGUGGGCACCGGCCGGAGCCAGGAAUAGCGGCUCUGCCAAGCCUGCCGCCCUCGCCUGUGCUGGUGCGCAUCGGGACGCGCGGAGGACGUGGACCGCUGAUUGCAAACAGGGGACCCGCUGGAGAGUUCGCGAUAGUCCGCGGACACGCACGGCCCUCUGUCCCCGAGCGGCUGUGACUUCCUUAAUUUUUUUCACUCUCGGUCGCUGCAGCCCCGAUCCCUGCGAUUGAGGGUUAUUUUCAGGAGUGUCCCUGCCGCCCGAAGUUGCUAAGCGUCCACGGCGUGUCCACGGAUCGUCUUACCGCCUCACACGGCGACCUACGUGUUUUUUUUUAUUCUUUUGGCAGUAACUCAAAACUGACACGUCUAAUUCCUCAUAAACCUAACUGUUUUCUUUUUAAUUGACUUUUGCCGUCCUCGCUGCAGUUUACCGAUGUUUGUUCGUGGUCUGGUCACGGGGGUGGACAGGCACAGUCAGGACUGAACGCACAGGGCUCGGGUGACUGCAGGGACGUCUCCAGCCCGGAGUCCCUCCCCCCGGCUCGCUCGGACCUUGCGCUGGACUGGCUGUUUGAAGCUGGCAGUGGGAGCACAGCCUAUCUUCUCAGGACAGCCAGCUGAGUGAUCAGGGGUUGGAGAAGGGGCUUAAGUACCAUGGCUUCUCCAGAGGAGGACGUGGUGGAGGCGACGCAGGCGACGGUGCUCACAAGGCGAUUGCACAGAGAUGAUCUGCCAAUCUCCGAGGACGAGCUGGACUGCCUCCGAGAGGCCACAGACGAGCGGCCGUUCCUGGUGAUCCAUCACCUGCAGGCGGUGAGAGAGAAGGGGGUGCCGCUGCUCCUGCGGGACACGCCCGUCACCUGCAAGGUGGACAGCACGGAGCGCCACACCACGCGCUCCAAGGUGAGCGAUGGCAUCCUGUGCUCCCUGCUCACACUUCAGCUCUGAUGAGGUGAGGGAUACUGGUCUAGAAGAAGGAAGUACCGCCACUUCCAGGAGCUGCACCGCGACCUGCACAGCCACAAGCUGAUGGUGAACUUCCUGCCCCUGGGCAGGUUUGCCGCGGAGAGGCAGCAACUGGGCACCAUGGCGGACGAGCUGCCCACCCUGCACGGCGCAGACCGAGCGAGACGGGCUUCCAGCAAGCCGAAGCUCCUGGAAGACUAUCUGAAUGUGUUACUAGAGAACAGCUUCUGCAGGAACUAUCAUGGGAUGGUGAGAGACUGGGGAACAGCAGACACGGAGGGCUUUAUCCUGAAAAGGUCAGGAGGUCACCGCAUCCUGGGGCUCAACUGCUUCGGCCACCACCAGUUCUGUUACCGCUGGUCCCGCCGUUGGCUGGUUGUUAAAGACUCAUUUCUCCUCUACAUGAAGCCGGAAGCAGGGGUCAUCUCUUUUGUGCUGCUCUUUGACCCGGAGUUCAAAGUUCAAGUGGGCCGCUGUUACACCGAUACAAAGUAUGGAGUGUGUAUCCAGAACUUUACCAGGACACUGGUCAUCAAGUGCAGCAGCUACAGGCAGGCGCAGUGGUGGAGCCAUGAGAUCCACAGGCUGUCGGAGCCCUGCGAAUUCCUGCAGACACACCGGUUCGACAGCUUCGCCCCGCCCCGCGAGGACACGCUCGCCAGAUGGUACAUCAAUGGCAGGGAGUAUUUUGCUGAUGUUGCCCAGGCUCUGGAGCAGGCGAGAGAGGAGAUCUUCAUCACAGACUGGUGGCUCAGUCCUGAGAUCUACCUGAAGCGCCCAGCUACCAGCCACUACUGGCGCCUAGACCAGAUCUUAAAGCGGAAAGCGGUAAGAACUUCUGGGGUCACACUGGGGUCAGGCUCUGGGUGGGGUCAGGCUCUGGGACAGACUGGAUUAGACGCUGGGACAGUUUUAUUAUUAGGCUGGUGUGGGGUCAGAUUGGGGUCUGGGUUGGACUGGGGUCAGGUGCUAGGACAGGCUGGGGUCAAACUGGUGUUGGGGUCUGGGUUGGACUGGGGUCAGGUGCUCGGACAUACUGGUGUUGGGCUCUGGGUCGGACUGGGGUCAGGUGCUAAGACAGACUGGCGUUGGGCUCUGGGUCGGACUGGGAGUGGUGACGUGGUUGAUUCGCCCGGUGAGUCGAACCCUGUGCCUGAGACACAGGGCAGUGUUUCGGAUCAGCGGCAGGUCAGCCCAGAGGACCUCACCGACAACACCCGGCUGUGGCUGGGCAAGGACUACAGCAACUUCAUCACCAAGGACUGGGUCCAGCUGGACCGGCCCUUCGAGGAUAACAUUGACCGCACUGUGGUUCCCAGGAUGCCAUGGCGGGAUAUGGCCGCAGUGGUUCAUGGGAAGGCGGCUCGAGAUUUGUCUCGUCACUUCAUCCAGCGCUGGAACUUCACCAAGAUCUUCAAGAACAAAUACAAAGACGACUUCUACCCCUGCCUGCUGCCCAAGUCACACAGCGCUGCGGACUCGCUGCCAUUCAUUGUGCCUCAGACCCGCAGUGCCAGAGUGCAGAUCCUGCGCUCGGUGGAUCGCUGGUCGGCGGGGACCUGCGAGUGUUCUAUACACAGGGCCUACAUCGACACCAUCGAGAGCAGCGAGCACUACGUCUACAUCGAGAAUCAGUUCUUCAUCAGCUGCAGUGACGAGAAGAGUGUGUUUAACAGGAUAGGAGAUGCCCUAGUCGACAGGAUUCUCCGAGCUCACAGGUCUGUCUAUGGCCACACACACUGCUCAGCCCUCUCUGAUGUUGCUGUGCACAAUCCUGCUUUCUCAGUGCAGUGUGAGUGCUUCCGGGUUCUUCUGGCAGCGGACUCAGACCCCUGCAUCGACAUCCAGGAUCCAAUCAGUGACGAGUUUUUCCAGGGGGUGUGGAACAGGAUCGCCGAAUCGAACGCUGACAUUUACGACAUGGUCUUCCGGUCUCUCCCCUCUAACUCGAUCCACAACCUGCGGAUGCUGAGGGAGUACGUCUCGGUGGAGCGGAUGGCGGAGACGGACCCCGACAGGGCAAGAGAGGAGCUAGCUGGGGUCAGGGGUUACCUGGUCCACUUCCCCCUUCACUUCCUGUGUGAGGAGUACCUGCUGCCUCCCCUCAAAAGCAAGGAGCGCAUGGUCCCCAUGGAGGUGUGGACAUAGCAGGGGUGCGUGGGGGGAGUGUUCCCCUUCCCCUGGUGGCAUCACACUGCAGCAAUAUUCUCCACUUCCUGGGCCAUUCCGAUCUCCUGUCCUAGUCCGCCCUCUCCCGCUUCCUGGACAGUACCAGAGAAUUCAUCAAGUUAGUGUGCUAUCCCAAACACCUGUGACAGCUCUGAUACCUGGGACGGGUUGUGACACCAGUGAUGGGCUAUGACACCUGUGAAGAGUUGUGACGGGUUUUGACGGCUGUGACACUGGGAACAGGUUGUAACGCCAGUGAUACCUGUGACGGGCUGUGACACCUGUGACACCUGUGAUGGGUUGUAACAUCAGUGACACCUGUGAUGGGUUGUGACGGCUGUUACACUGGGAACAGGUUGUGACACCAGUGACUCCUGUGAUGGGCUGUGACACCUGGAACAUGUUGUAACACCUGGAGCACCUGUGACGGGCUGUGACACCUGUGACUCCUGUGAUGGGUUGUAACAUCAGUGACACCUGUGACGGGUUGUGACGGCUGUUACACUGGGAACAGGUUGUGACACCAGUGACUCCUGUGACGGGUUGUGACUCCUGUGAAAGGUUGUAACACCAGUGACUCCUGUAACUGGCUGUAACACCUGGGACACCUGUGGCAGCUGAUGGGCUGUGACAACUGGGUCAGGUUGUGACACCGGGAACAGGUUGUAACACCAGUGACACCUAUAACAGGCUGUGACACCUGGGACA